This is a messenger RNA of Westerdykella ornata, 666 nucleotides long. RefSeq lists its product as uncharacterized. The record is from RefSeq and is a predicted model, not a curated record. NCBI's taxonomy places the organism in Eukaryota, Fungi, Ascomycota, Dothideomycetes, Pleosporales, Sporormiaceae. The transcript has 2 exons. The coding region runs from base 1 to 666 and encodes 221 amino acids.
AUGUCCAUCCUAUCUCUCUCCAUCUGCUUCAUUUUCCUUUUUCUCAGCUGCUCCGCCAUUUCACAGGGAGCCCUCAUGCCAGAUAGGGCCGGGAUACGGUACAUGGAAGGAGAGACAAGUAUACCGAGUCGAAUUAAUGUGUGGGCGCCUGAGACGGCUUCCACAAGGGAAGCACUGUUUCAUAUGCACCACCGUUUCUCGCCAAUCGCCCCAACAGGCUGCAUAUGGCCCUGUCCCGUUGACUGGCACGGUAUAAACUACCUCAAAUCACCUUAUACCAAAGUCACGACAGCCUCAUUCGUUAUCGAUAUUGGCUGCACUGUCCAAGAAUUGCAAUCCUGGCACCUGCGUCUAGGGAGAGUGGACUGUGACGGGAGAUGGGGUGGGUGUCCUGGGCUGCGGCGUGAUAGGACGUCCAGGGGCGGUAUACUAUCUCUGCCAUGCAGCCCAAGCCAGAUCCCUUGGGCAAGGCGACGCUCGCGAACCUGGAAAUCACUGUUGAGCUGCAUCACGGAAAAAGCGUCAGACGAACGCCCGCUGACGAUCCUCCCGCUCCUGCUGGAACGGGCCGCUAGCCACUGCACCGCUCACGAACGAUUCGAUAUCGAUGCGUCUUAUCCAGCGGAGAAGUCAUCUUACAAACGUGCAGACACCCAAGAGUGUUAA